CGUUCCGGUCGGUUUGGAAGUUCAAUUCGAGUCUCGAUUGGGUGAAGUUCAAAGUGAAGUUCAGUGAAUUGGCAAUAUACGUUUGAAGAAUCGCUUCCAAGUAAUUCAAGUAACAACUAGAAAAAUUAGACGUGAAACAUUGUCCCUGCAAAUUAGUGCUGAUGGUGCUGAAAAUAAUUCCAAAAAGUGAUACGCCUUGCACUGAAAUGUGAAUCCACCGGUGAAUGUGACCGUCAAUACGACAUCCUCCGGUCCUGGAGUAUUCCGGAAAUAUAGUUACUGAUAGCUUCCAGCGCCACAAAGGACGGAACACAUAAUGACACAUCCCAGGAAUUCAUUACCACCACCAUCGUCAUCGUCUCCAUCAUCAUCACCGUCAUCGCAGUCGUAAGUGGCGUCUACUACUCGGAAGUAUUGAUUUCGAAUCAAGCGCUAAUGCAACGACUGCACGGACGAGAAGCACCACCAGCAGCAGCACCGGAACCGGCAUUAAUCCUCCCGAUCCAUUCCAGUGCAGUGCACAGUUUUCUCGAACCAGAAAUCAGUCAUGUGUAUGCAUUUAAUUAAGUUUGAAUUUACUCCGACCAAUCCAGUGAGCCAGUGAUUUAAUCUGAGCGAACGCUGCUGCGAAAUCGUGUCAUCGUGUCCGGGCGACCCAAGGGUUUCCCGAACGGCGGGGCCGGGACGAAAACAACAACCAAAGGCAGCGCUAACCUGCUUAGUGACAGUUUGAUCGAAUUAUCAGCUCAAGUCGGACGACGAUCGGUGAAAGAUUUCCAGCCGGCAGAUGUGACUUGAAGAUUCGCGUUGAACUGUGUCGCGGUGCGGUGCGGGUGGUGUCGUAGAAUUCAUCCCAUCCACGGAGUUCCGUAUGAUUCCGUGAGACUAUAUGUUUGUGUACAUUAUUCUCGCAUUGUUAUCGCAUUAACGCACCCAAUUGGAAGCGUUGCCCCGGGUGAGCCGUUGGAAGUGUUUUUUUUUCGCUCCGUCUGAUGGUCUGAUGAAAAUGAAGUGAUAACGAAAUGGGGCGAAAAUAGCCUGACCAGGAAAAAAAACUCGACUUGUGGAAAACACGUUUCGUUUCGCCUAUAUUCACGCUCAUCAAUGGACCAAAUUAGCAGUUAGGCGAGUGUGCCGAAGUGCGCAGUGAAUGUUCGCAGUUUUUCAGUGGCCGCGGUGUUAUUUGAGCGGCAGUUAACUUUUUGAUGGUGAUUACAACGGUGUGUGAAUUACGCAUAGGAUCACCACCAACACGGUCGCGUGCUAACGAACGGAACGGAGACCUCAGCGAGAGUGUGAGGGAAAUUAACCCAGAAAAUCGAUUACAUCAUCUUUUUGACACUACGAUCGUGUACAGGGUGGGACUGGGGAACCGGGGGGCUGUCACCUUUUAAGUGCUGCUACUGGAAUACUGCUACCAGCAGAGAAAGUGCAACAGUCGUGCUGUGGGCAUAGGGCAAAUGUGGUUCUAAAAUAACACGCCGAUAUCAUCGCGCCCCGGGGGUGAACGGGGAGUGUACGGAGUUGAAGGCCUACUAAAGCCGGGUGCUGCGAGCUGAUCGACGUCUACGGAACAAGUGCGAAUUGAACCGGUGCGAAAGUGUGGGGACACCAGGAAAUGAACGUAUUGAUAGUGCGGAUGUGUGCGUGUGACAUACCAUUUAUCGCGCGUAAUAUGAGAAACUAAAGAAGAUAUCCCCUGAAAGGGUGGAUAUAGGUUGGGAGCUAGCGGCUUCGCGCUACUGGGGGAAUCAUUAUUGACGACAUCAAGUUAUGUCUAGCCUGUUACUAGUUGCCUCGCUGGAAGACGCUUCGCUGUUAGUGUUGUGAAUAUCGGUUUCGAAGGAGUUUCAUUUUAAGACGGAAGGCGGGUUGCCAUCAAUCAACACGGUGGCAUAGUAAAGAUGGCUAUUACAAUGCCGUCAUCCGUGGAUAGGAUCGGGGGGAUAUCGUUGAUACCCACAGCGGCCGUUGCCACGUAUGAAACUUUGAGCGAUGCUGUCAAUAUGACAUCGAGUAGUGGUGAUGCAAUGAGGCGGAAUGGAAGCGCCCAAGUGUUGAUGGCGGUAAACGACCGUGACAUCAUACUCUCUAAUGACCUUGUGCAAAUGGUGUUUUGUCUGCUGUACUCUAGCAUAUUUAUACUCGGUAUUUUUGGAAACGUUCUGGUGUGUUACGUGGUGUUUCGCAACAAGGCUAUGCAGUCGGUGACAAACCUGUUCAUAACGAACCUAGCGCUAUCGGAUAUUCUGCUGUGUGUUCUUGCUGUACCGUUCACACCAUCCUAUACAUUCCUUGGGCGGUGGGUUUUCGGCAAACUUAUCUGUCACACAGUUCCCUUGGCUCAGGGUUGCAGCGUGUACAUAUCCACUCUGACUCUGACUUCCAUAGCGAUCGAUAGAUUCUUCGUGAUAAUCUAUCCUUUUCAUCCGCGAAUGAAACUGUCCACCUGCAUAACCAUCAUUGUUCUCAUCUGGACGUUCGCUCUGCUGGUAACCCUCCCGUAUGGCCUCUACAUGAGGCUUCAUGACGACAUCAAUGGAACCAUGCUUAAUCAAACCCUGCAAGAGGAUCGGCUUUUCUACUGCGAGGAACUUUGGCCCUCGGAGAACAUGCGGAAGGUCUUCUCAAUUGCGACCUCAAUCCUACAGUUUGUCCUUCCAUUCAUAAUAAUGGCAUUCUGCUACAUCUGUGUGUCAAUUAAGCUGAACGAUCGAGCUCGAACAAAGCCUGGAUCAAAAACAACCCGUCGUGAGGAAGCCGAACGGGACCGUAAGAAGCGCACCAACCGAAUGCUAAUAGCUAUGGUUGCCAUUUUCGGCAUCUCAUGGUUGCCACUCAAUCUCGUGAAUAUGUGCAACGAUUUCUACUCCGACAUCAACGCUUGGCCCUUCUAUAAUCUGCUGUUCUUCAUCGCGCAUCUAACCGCCAUGAGUUCGACCUGUUACAACCCGUUCCUGUAUGCGUGGCUCAACGAAAACUUCCGUAAAGAGUUCAAACAAGUGCUACCCUGUUUCGACCCGUCCCGUGGUCGCAGCACCGUCAGUAUGCGCCGAUCUGAACAUCGAACCUGCAACGGUAACGAUACCGUGCAGGAAACCCUUAUUCCGAACUCCCAAAUCCUUCCGCCAAUGUCGAACCGUUCCCCAAAUACCACCACCACUACCACAACCACCAAUGAUUCCGCUAAGCAAAGCGUUGACUCAAUACUGCUCUCGGAAGUCGGCCCACCGAUGCUUCUGUCCGCAAAUCCACCCCUUCUUCCGUCGAUCCAAAGCCAGGAAACCGUCGUGCUCCCAUCGGGUGUGCUGGAGACCCCUUUUGAGGUGCAAUUGCCCGUUGUUACAUCGGUGGCAGCCGUUUCCAGCUGCAGCAAAACGCAAACAACGAACAGUCUGGGGAAUGGAGGUUUGAGCGCUAACCCCUCCACCAAGCUCAGCAACCCAAAGCUGCAGUCAUUGAUACUGAUCAACGACGGCACCUGCGGGGACACCAAGGUUCCUGAGAUACUAUAGACUGAGACUAAGUCGGAGACGGGAAAGAAGCGUGCUGUUUUAUCUACAACGUAAAUUUUAAGAUCAAAAGCUUCAUCAUAAACGGUCAUACCACAUAGAGUCAUCUUUUCCGCGAAGCAAUCGAUAACCGAGGAGCAAACAUGCGAAACAAAAACUUGGUUGGACCCGCUAUCUGUGGGCCCGAGGCAGAAGGUCCAACACAACACGGCUUUGAUUGCUUGUUUGCUCUCUGUGAGGGAAGAAACAACGCCGGGUGGAAUAUUUUUCCCUCCCACAAGUUCCUAGAGGCAGACUUUUGCAGCAGGAUUGAUUAAAGACCAAACGAGAGCCCCAGCUGGUGCUGCUGCUGUUGAUAUGAACAAAUAAACAGCAGAAAGGCAACCGUCGUCAGUCCAUGUAGAAAUAACACACCGAAGCCAUAUGGCAUGAAGCGUGUAAAGUUAGCUGUUCCAACUUUGUGAAUUCGUGUAGUACUUGUUAGGAAAUCGUUGACUCUUGCAUCUUGCAUCUGACGUUUGGUUGAGCAUAAUAAGUAUAUGAGCGCGCGUUGGACAUGUGAGAAAUUUUAUUGUAUUGUAGAUAUAUGAAAUGUUUUGGGAUUUUAUUAAAAAAACAAAACUCACUGAAAAAUGAUUAGGCGUUGGCGAAGCUAUUCGGUGUUGAUUGUUAAAAAAAGAAAAAAAAGAAUGUAGAAAAAAUUAUAGUGAUUUUUAACGCAAACCUGUGUCAUUUGAUAUCGAACAUUUUGUUACAACUUAUACAAGGUUUGCUUUAUAAACGUUUCUUAACAAACAUACUCCAUCUAUUUUAUGAUCUGUUCCAAUUGAUGAUAAUUUUGAUACGAACCAACUUGUUUCUUUGAAUGUUUAAAUCAUCUCAGUUAUCGUCUUAUUGAUUUUCGUUUGUCACAUCUCUCGAUGUUAAAAUAACUAAGAAAAUGUGACGCCUUUUUUUUGUUUCAUUCAGCGCUAAGAUUAUUUUUGUUCGAAAAAUUGUAGUGUCUGAGACACGAUCGCAUUUUCGACGUAGGACUAUGAAAUUAUAUUUUUCAAUCCGCUUUUUUAUCACUGCGGGUAUUACUUUAGAGUGAAUCGAAGUUUUUGAAAUAACUCUUUAGCAAGCGUCGUAAGCGUUAUUUUUUCCUUGGUUCUAUAACUAUAACGGUAACGGUUCCAGUUGACAUACACACGUGUAUGGAUGUCCCAUUGCCACCAUAGUUCCAACAACAAAAAGUAUCAAAACCGUCUAAUGGUAACUAUUGUUACCAGUAACUACAUUUCGCAGCGCAGAGGAACUAACAAUUCGUGCGUGGGCAAGGACACACAAGCACCAGCAUGAAACGACUUGAAAACCGACACUCUGUAUAAUUUUAUCGAAUUUUACCUUGUACGUAUCGCUACAUGCGAACCAAAUUGCACCAUGGACGAAUUUCAUGCCAACUCGUCUUAGGAGUUGGCAGCACCAUCUCAGAUAGUAGUGAAAUGUUGUGGUUGUAAAGACAUGGGUCAUUUAAGCAGCUUUGCAUACAUGAAAUAUUCGAAAAACAAUAAAACUACUUUUUGGAAAAAGCUAAUAUUUUCUUAAUUUUUUACUAAAAUUUAUAACUUAAAAACUAUGAUAUCUAC
Molecule: messenger RNA, 5140 nt
Organism: Toxorhynchites rutilus septentrionalis
Lineage: Eukaryota; Metazoa; Arthropoda; Insecta; Diptera; Culicidae
Gene: sNPF-R
Product: neuropeptide Y receptor type 2
Exons: 4
Coding region: 1905-3515 (536 amino acids)
Biological process (GO): G protein-coupled receptor signaling pathway
Cellular component (GO): plasma membrane; neuron projection
Molecular function (GO): neuropeptide Y receptor activity; neuropeptide binding
Source: RefSeq, a predicted model, not a curated record